GUCAGAUCACUAUGGAAAAAAAAAAGGAAAGAAAAACCCUUUUGGGAUAAAAGGGAAAAUGUUAAAUUAUAUGUAUAAGUGAUGAUAAUUAACUAUCAGAAAUUCGGGUGUGAACUAUACAGUGAUUUGCAAUCAAGAAUAUCUUGGAGUGCCGGCCAAUUAUAUUAUUUUCUUAGAUACCGCCAUUCCAAUUUUUUGUCAAGUAAAGUCUCUAAGGCUAUUUUCAAGUAGAAGAUGAACUGAACUUUAAUCCCAUAUAUGAAUUUUGAUGUUCCCAAAAAGGCUUCAAACUAAGUUUCUAUCCAGGACGAUUUUAUGCACCUGAAUAGAUCAGUUCUCCAAAAGCAGAUCAGAUCAGCUUCCUGAGUUCAUUUUUCUACUUGAAAAUAGUUUAAGAUUCCAAUUUCAUGAAAGGAAUAACCAGAUCUCUCGACACAAAUUCUCUGGAUCUGCUGGACAGAAAAAACACAAUUGUAUCCUUGAUACAACCCUGCUCACCCAUGAGGAUUAUAGCAACCAUGUCUACACCCAACUCAAAAGUUUCAAUAUUUCCAUUUGUUGAUAAGGCAUCUGCAGAGCAAGCAGGCAGAGGAGAGCGAUACGAUCAUGGCCGUAAAGGCUGGCCUUCUAUAUGUGCAAUUCUAUUUGAGAUGGACUAUCUAGCUCACUCCCAAAUCCCUGAACCCUCUGACCAUCUUGGUGAACACUUUGUCAAUCAUCUUCUUUCAAUACAAAAACGAAUUUCUGAUAAUUAA
This is a messenger RNA of Cokeromyces recurvatus, 755 nucleotides long. RefSeq lists its product as uncharacterized. The transcript has 2 exons. Lineage: Eukaryota; Fungi; Mucoromycota; Mucoromycetes; Mucorales; Mucoraceae. The coding region runs from base 408 to 755 and encodes 115 amino acids. The record is from RefSeq and is a predicted model, not a curated record.